AUGAAUCAAGCAUCAACAGAACACAAAGAUAGUUGUUCAAGGGAUAAACAUAUUGUUGUUGUACCGAUUCGUUCAUCUCAUUGUCAAACGGAAACAUCAAAAAGUGAUUUACAAACCAUAAAUAUAGAUUUAAAACAAUCAGAAAAAACAAUUAAUUUACAUGAACCACUAAAUGAUAUAUUGUGUCGCCGUUUACAUAAACCAUUAAUGUUUAUUAAUCGUGAUGUGUUUUGUAGACAUAAUCGAACUUUAUUCUAUUCAACAGUACCAUCGGCGGAUCGAAAUAAGGAAUUGUCAACGAUCAAUGCUGCUAAUUUAUUUUCAGCAAAAAAUAAAUUUUCAUUAUCAAAUACUAAAAAUGAAUCAACUUUUCUUCAUGAUCUAACCGAUAUCCAAUCAGAUAAAACAUUAUUUUUAAAUAACUCUCAACCAUUCGUUAUUAAUCUACACCAAGGAAAGCAAUCUAAUAAAAAAUUUAAACGAAAUCGACGAAUAAUCAAUGAUCAUAGUAUACCAUUAGCACUUGCUACAAGUCUUCAUUCAAAUUUACGUUUGUAUGAUGAAGAUUAUUUUCUAACAAAAUAUAUUCAUCCAUUAUUCACAGAAAAACAUUAUGUUCGAUAA
This is a messenger RNA of Rotaria sp. Silwood1, 624 nucleotides long. The record is from the annotation of a GenBank genome assembly. NCBI's taxonomy places the organism in Eukaryota, Metazoa, Rotifera, Eurotatoria, Philodinida, Philodinidae.